Molecule: messenger RNA, 2588 nt
Organism: Nymphaea colorata (pocket water lily)
Lineage: Eukaryota; Viridiplantae; Streptophyta; Magnoliopsida; Nymphaeales; Nymphaeaceae
Product: phosphate transporter PHO1 homolog 1-like
Exons: 14
Coding region: 137-2542 (801 amino acids)
Biological process (GO): cellular response to phosphate starvation; phosphate ion transport
Cellular component (GO): cytoplasm; trans-Golgi network; Golgi apparatus
Molecular function (GO): inositol hexakisphosphate binding
Source: RefSeq, a predicted model, not a curated record
GAGUACCAUCAUAUUCAUCACCACCAUUCUCAUCAAUUUAUCACCAUCUGUCCCUUCAAGAAGCGGGCAUUCCAGUACUUAAUUCCUUUCAAUUCCUUCUGCCAUCUGUAGUUACUUAAGCUACGGACUCCCGGAGAUGGUGAAAUUCUCGAAACAGUUUGAGGCUCAGCUGGUUCCCGAGUGGAAAGAUGCCUUCGUGGACUACCGGCAACUGAAGAAGGACCUUAAGAAGCUUCAACUAUUGAAGCUCAAACGGGUCGAGGCAAAUCACAACCAGGAACCUGAAGAUGGCGGGAAGAGAAGCUGCUGCUCCUCCACCUUCCAUCGCAUGCCUUUCCUUCUCAAGCAAUAUGCCAUGCGUCUAUGUGGCCGUUCAUCCAAUGAACAUGAAGCCAUACAGGUGCACAGGAAGCUUGCUACUUCUGCUAGCAAAGGGGAUGUUUACGAAACCGAACUCAUGGAGCAGUUCUGCGACGUCGAGGGAGCAAAAGGCUUCUUCUCAAUGCUGGACAUGCAGCUCAACAAGGUGAACCAGUUCUACAUGGACAAAGAAAAGGAGUUUCUGGAGAGAGGGGAGACGCUGGAGAAGCAGAUGGCCAUUCUCACUGAGCUCAAGGACACCCUCAGGCAGCAACGCAGCAAGCAAGGACUUGCCUCCAAAGAAGAAGAUCCUUCCAUCUCCAGCGCUUCAUUCUCAUUGUCAGGCUUCACAGAGGAAGAAGAGUCUCUUGCAGAAGACCCCAACAUGAUAGAUUUGGAGAAAAACGCGUCCUCCCUCUCGGGCUGGCCUCAGUCAGCAGAGGAGCUGGAGAAGAGCAAUAGGUUCAUCAAGAAGGAAGAGAAGAAGCUGAGUUUGUCGAGAAGCUUCUCGGCGAAGACCAUCAAUUGCCAGGGGAGAAACCUGAGGGUGGAGGUGCCCCUAACUACGCCUUCCCGUACCCUCUCUGCUCUCACUUACUUGUUGAGGGAGGACUUGAUGAACCAGUCCAAGAAAUGUGGACCUGAUGGGAACAAGCUCAACAUAAACAAGGCCACACUGCACCAGGCUGAGAAGAUGAUACGUGGUGCCCUCAUUGAGCUCUACAAAGGUCUCGGAUACCUGAAGACAUACAGGACUCUCAAUAUGAUGGCCUUCGUGAAAAUCUUGAAGAAAUUCGACAAGGUUGCAGAGCAGCAGAUUCAACCUAUCUACAUUAAGGUCGUCGAGAGUUCAUACUUCAACAGCUCCGAUAAGGCACUCAAAUUAGCCGAUGAGGUGGAGGAGAUCUUUGUGAAGCACUUCAUGGACAAUGACCAUAGAAAAGCAAUGAAGUACCUCAAACCCCACCAACGGAAAGAAUCUCAUGCAGUCACCUUCUUUAUUGGACUUUUCACAGGAUGCUUUAUAGCAUUGUUUGCUGGGUAUGCGGUCAUGGCCCACAUAGCUGGCCUUUACACAAGGCAAGCUAAUUCUGUGUACAUGGAGACUGUGUACCCUGUGUUUUGCAUGUUCAGCCUCCUGUUCCUUCAUCUGUUCCUAUAUGGAUGCAACAUCGUGACGUGGAAGAAAGCUCGCAUCAACUACUGCUUCAUCUUCGAGUUCAAACCCACCAAGGAGCUCAAGUACAGGGAUGUGUUCUUGAUAUGCACCACCUGCAUGACUGCUGUUGUGGGAGUCAUGGUGGCCCACCUCUACGUUGUGGCAAAAGGCCAUUCCUCCACACAAGUGCAUGCCAUCCCUGGGCUCCUCCUCCUGGUCUUUUUACUGCUGCUGGUUUGUCCUUUUAACAUUGUGUACCGAUCGAGCCGAUUUUGUUUCCUUCGAGUCAUGAGGAACAUUGUCUUAACGCCCCUCUAUAAGGUUGUCAUGGUAGACUUCUUCAUGGCAGAUCAGCUCUGUAGUCAGGUUCCCAUGCUGAGAAGCCUAGAGUACGUGGCCUGUUACUACAUAACAGGAAGCUACAGAACGCAGGACUAUAACGUCUGCACCCGAUCCAAGCAUUACAGAGACCUUGCCUACGCCGUCUCCUUCCUUCCCUAUUAUUGGAGAGCAAUGCAGUGUGCCAGGCGAUGGUUCGACGAGGGGCAGAGCAACCACCUAGUUAACCUAGGAAAGUACGUGUCUGCCAUGAUCGCUGCUGGGGCGAAGAUAGCUUAUGAGAGAGACAGGAGCGUCGGAUGGUUGUCCUUGCUUGUUAUCACCUCGAGUGCAGCGACAGUUUACCAGUUAUACUGGGACUUCGUUAAGGACUGGGGCUUGCUGCAGUUCAACUCCCGAAACCCUUGGCUAAGAAACGAAUUGAUGCUUCGUCACAAGUUCAUAUACUACUUUUCUAUGGUUGUGAACCUUGUUUUUAGAUUGGCUUGGUUGCAGACUGUCCUCCACUCAAACUUUGGGAGUGUGGAUUAUAGGGUGACCGGAUUCUUUUUAGCAUCCCUUGAAGUGAUCCGAAGGGGCCAAUGGAAUUUCUAUAGGUUGGAAAAUGAACAUUUGAACAAUGCUGGCAAAUUCAGGGCUGUCAAGACUGUGCCACUUCCCUUUCAGGAAGUGGAUGAAGAUUAACGAUACCCCGCAAGUCGUACGCCAUAAGUAACAUAUGGCAAAAUGC